This is a messenger RNA of Chlorella variabilis, 777 nucleotides long. RefSeq lists its product as hypothetical. Lineage: Eukaryota; Viridiplantae; Chlorophyta; Trebouxiophyceae; Chlorellales; Chlorellaceae. Bases 1 to 777 code for a protein of 258 amino acids. Gene Ontology annotation, cellular component: nucleolus. Gene Ontology annotation, molecular function: rRNA binding. The transcript has 8 exons. The record is from RefSeq and is a predicted model, not a curated record. Gene Ontology annotation, biological process: rRNA processing; ribosomal large subunit assembly.
AUGGCAAAGCGCAAGGCAUCGGCGGCAGUGGAGGGCGGCCAGCAGCAAGCCGCCAAGCAGCAGCGCAAGCAGCGGAAACAGCAGGUAGAUGCGGUGGAGGGCGAUGGACCUUCCUCAAGCGGCGCGGUGGUGAUAGCCGGCACGGCAGGCGGCUGGAAGAACAAGGAAAAGGUGCUGCUCCUCAGCUCGCGGGGCAUCACAUACCGCUUCCGCCACCUCAUGCUGGACCUGGGGCAGCUGCUCCCGCACGGCAAGCGGGACGCCAAGCUGGACACCAAAAGCGAGCGGGGGGUGAUCAACGAGGUAGCCGACAUGAAGGGCUGUACCUCGGUGCUGUACUUUGAGGCACGCAAGCACAAGGACCUGUACCUCUGGCUGGCCAAGGCGCCGGGGGGUCCCUCCGCCAAGUUCCACGUCACCAACGUGCACACGCUGGAGGAGCUGAAGCUGAGCGGCAACCACCUCCAGGGGUCCCGCCCCGUGCUGUCCUUUGACAAGAACUUUGACGAGCAGCCGCACCUGCAGGUGCUCAAGGAGAUGCUGACGCAGGUGGGCCCCCGCGCCUGCCUCAACCCCAUCAAGAUGUUUGCCGGCUCGUUUGGGGGCCCGGUCAUCUACGAGAACCCGGGAUACGUGUCGCCCAACACGAUCCGCGCCAUGCUCAAGCGGCAGCAGCAGGGCAAGUAUGUGUCCAAAGUGCAGAGCCGCGAGGGGCGCAAGGCGCACGUGGCGGCGCACCCCCUGCCGCGGGACGAGCUGGGGGAUGUGUUCAAGUAG